Molecule: messenger RNA, 3507 nt
Organism: Parus major (Great Tit)
Lineage: Eukaryota; Metazoa; Chordata; Aves; Passeriformes; Paridae
Gene: CDCA2
Product: cell division cycle associated 2
Exons: 15
Coding region: 226-3273 (1015 amino acids)
Biological process (GO): regulation of mitotic nuclear division; regulation of chromosome segregation
Cellular component (GO): chromosome; nucleus
Source: RefSeq, a predicted model, not a curated record
GCGGGGUGCGAGCGCCCAAGGGGUGCUACAGACCGGGGGAGCCCCGCUGUGGGGGCUUUUCCCUCGUCUGGUGGCUGUGAUUGUGGCCAUCGGGCUCCGCUGGGGUCUGAGAGCAGAAAAAAGGAAAAAUAAGAAAGAAAAAGGUUGCCCAGGCGUUGUUAAAAAGGAAUCUGUAAUUACAGGAGUAAAGGCUGAGUGAAUGUUCCUUCAAAUAAAUCCCAAACAAUGCUCAGAGGAUCUAAAACUCCCCUGAAAGUUAAAGAAAAUGAGCGUGGUUCUCCUGAACAGAAGGAAGAGGCCUCUUUCCCUCCAUCAAGAGACCAGAAGAGCUGCAAAGUGACCAAACCCAAAGGCAUCAGACCAUCCAAUAAGGAGAAUUUCACUGAUGGGAACCAGACACAGCCACCAAAACGUGUCCUGAAAUGCCCCGAGGAGAAUUUGUGUCAGCCCCAGGGGGCUGAUGUGAGCUGGCAGCUCCCUGGGAAGUGUUUUGGGGCGCUCAGGGGGGAUGUGCUCAUUGAACUCCCCUUACCUUUGCACACCAAAGGGGAUUUUUCCAGCAGCCAAACUGUUCCCUUGGGAAAUGACUUCUCCACUCCUGAGAGAGACAAAGUGGAAGCAAAACCUGAUUUUAGACUAUCCGAAGAGGGGAACAAACCUGUUGAUUUUGCCGCUGUGGUAACUGCUGAGUUUGGGAUCGCUCGGGAAAAUGUUGGCAAACGGCCCACGGGGACUUCCCCAACUUCCCUAAAAUUUAGGAGAAGGUCAACGGUUGGAUUGAGGGGAUCACCAGAAAACAAUACCCUGAUCCGGUACCUGGCCCAGCAGAGGAGCAGCAGGCAGAAAGAAGCUUUCACCCAGAUCAGUCCUUUUAAACCUGCAAAUGUGAGGUCGCUGAAGGACAGGAUGGAAGCUUUCCAAGCCUGUUUUGAAUCCCUGCAAGAAGCUGAGGGGGAGGCUGGGAUCUCACACCUGGGGGAGCCUUUCCAGGAAGGAGGUUCAUCUCUGAAUAAAGCACCUGUUAACAAAGAGCCAAACCUGGAGCAGUGGAGAGAAGAGUUCAUGUUGGGCAACAGAGGAGCUGCUUUGCAAGAAAAUUUAAAAGGAAAUGGGACCAAGAGCAUCAGGAGUGAGCUCAGGAUCUGCAGCAUCUUGUCCCCAUGCCGAGCUGUGACUGCUGCUGGCCCUGCUGCUGCAAAGGAAUGGGUUUAUGAGCAGCAAAAUCCCAUUAAGUCCUUGGAGACUGUUGUAACUGGAGAUACUCUGGAAACAGGCCAUGUUCCCAAGUGUGCCCACAGUGGUGCUGUCUCAGAUCUCAGCACCAGGAAGGCUGAGCUUGUGGGAGGUGUGAGCCUGGCAGUACUGGAGGGAAGCCAAACCCCUGGAACACCACUGGGAGAAGGGAAAAUUCCCAGCAGUGACCUCUCCCAGAGCAGCUCCCUGCUGAGAUCCAUCCUGAAGAAAACCCUGGGUAGGGAGCUCAUGGACAGCACCAAGGAAUACUCAAACGGUGCCAGUGACAGAGAAGGAGGUGAAUCUGCUGGAGUCUCCAAUUGUGUAAAAGCCUUUGAAACAUUGCAAGCAGAGAGAACUGACAGCCAGAGCUCCAAAACACCAAAGAAGAAAAAAGUGACUUUUGGGGAAGUUCUGAGCCCUGAAAUCUUUGACCAAAGCCUUCCUGCCAACACCCCCUUACGCAGAGGAGCCUCCCCAGGCUGUCCCCAAGGGCAGAGCCUCCGGGCAAGGCCGGGCCUCUCUGAGGAGCCUCUGCCCCUCCUGGAUUUUGGUUGGGAUGAUGAAGGUGUUGAGCCUCUCCCAGAAUUCCUGGAAGGUUCUGUUGCUGCAGGAGCCCCUUCACCUGUCCAAAAUGCAGAAGUAGCAGAGACUGACAAACCUGACAUGAUAACUUGGUCUACUAAAAGGAAGCAGUGCAGGGCCGUGGCAGAGGACACUGACUGCAGCAGCUUGGGAGCCACAAACACUGGGAAUGACAAAGACACUAAAAACCUAGGAAUGAGCAAGAUUCUGAGACAGGAGAAUCCAACCAAAGCUGCUCCCAAGAAGACCAAGAAAACAAAAUACCCAAGCUUUGGGAGAAGGAGAAAGAAAAAAGUCAAGAAAUCUUUGUAUGGGGAAAGAGAAAUGGCUUCCAAGAAACCCCUUCUCAGCCCUAUCCCUGAAAUUCCAGAGGUUUUCUCUUCCCUCUCAUCUCCAAACUCACCAAAGGCAGCCACACUUUCUACAGAGGCUGCAGCUUUGGGCAAUCCCAAAGCCAGGGGUGCCUGCAGGGACACUCCCCAGCAGCCCCAGGAUGGGAGGAGGAGUGGGAAGCUCCGUGCUGUGUGCCCCGGGCUCCUGGAGCAGGCAGCGGCCUCCAGCUCUGGGCCUGGAGACUCUGAGGUGCCAGGGAGCCUGGAGGCUGCUCCUGGCCCUGCUCCCGAGUUUUCAAACACUGUGCCAGAUGGAGAAGGUGAUUUUGAUACAUCUGAGUAUUUCCAGCAAGAUAAAGAGACUCCAUGUGAAAAAGAAGCAAAAGAAAGCAGUUCCAUGAUAGAAAAGGAGAAAUUACAAGGAAAUCUCUUAACUGGGCUGGAAAUUCUGGAACGACAGGAUGUACAGGAGGCUGCCCAGAGAACCAAGUGUCCUCAAAAGGAUUCUGUCAGAGGUGAUUCAGCAAGGAGAAGAAGAAGCAGCCGUGCCUUCUUCUUCCCUCCUGCUGAAAACUUGGAAAUAACUGGGGCUGAUCUUCCAGUUUCCUCUUACAAUGUGGAAGAAUUUUUCUCAGUGCCCCAUGCAAAGGAGGGAUCCCUGCAGGCCUGCAGGAGGAGCAGUGCCAGUGCUGAGGUCAGGGUGAGGCGCAGCAUGAGGCUGAGCAAGGAUGCAGUGAGUGAGGGACUUGCAUGGAUUCAGAUUCCCAGCGAGAUUCCCAAGCCUUCCCUCCCAGCUGCUCCCAAAGCCAGGAGAUUCAGCACAUCCAUCCUGGCAGGAUCUGAGAAUAUUCACCCCAGGGAACAAAACCUCCUCCCCUUGCCAGCCCCAGGGAAGGAGAAUGAGGGCUCUGCCCCUAUUGCUGCUGGUCCUGGCAGGAGGUGGAGGAGGAGAAGCCUUUUUGAAGCCACAGCUCGAGAAAUGCCCUGGGCUCCCACCCAGAGAAGGAGAAGCACAAAUUCUGGGUGUGGGAAGGACAGGAGUCACCGAAAACACUCGGAAGCAGCAGAAACUCUUGAGCUAAGAUUGAAAGAUGUUUCAGGCAUAUCUGAUUUUCUGAAGUGAAGGUGCUUCUUAGAGCAUUGUGUUGUCUCUCAAGUGCAGUUUUCUUCUCUCUUCCACACUUGUAUUUCCACACUUACUUUCUUAUUCAUUUUCUGGAUAACUUAGGACUCAUUUUCCUUGCCUUGAUGCCUAAAUUGCUUGAAGAUCUGAGCUGUGUGGCAGACUGGCUCAGAGCAUUGGUCUGGUACAGUUAUGGCAGGUAAUGAAGAGAAUAAAAAUGUCUUCUCCCAUAAA